AUUUUUUCGCCAUUUGUACAUCAAUGGGUUCUCUCCCACAUAUAGUGGAAGACUGCAUGGGGGUCCUCCAACUCUACAGCGACGGCACCGUCUACCGCCGCCACCAAAUCGACUUCCCCUUUCCAGUCGUCGACGACUCCUCUGUCGCUUUCAAAGACUUCGUUUUUGACAAAAAACUCGACCUCUCCCUCCGUUUGUAUAAACCCAAAUUCGCUAACUCCGCACCCAAGAAGCUCCCCGUCGUGUUCUAUUUUCACGGCGGGGGCUUCUGCGUCGGUCCCCGCCUAUGGCCCAACUGUCAUAGCUGCUGCCUCCGGCUCUCCUCGGGCCUCGAGGCAGUCGUCGUAUCGCCCGACUACCGCCUGGCCCCCGAGCACAAGCUCCCCGCCGCCAUCGACGAUGCUGUGAGGGCGGUGGAGUGGCUGGCGGAGGACAAUUCUUGCUGUGAUGCAUGGUUGGGUCAUGACGCGGUUUACUUGGACCGGGUUUUUGUGUUGGGAGACUCUUCGGGCGGGAACAUGGCUCACCAUUUGGCGGUUCGAGUUGGCUCCGGUUUGGUGAAGACCGGGCCGGUUCGGGUUCGGGGUUUUGUGAUGCUUGCACCAUUCUUUGGGGGAGUGGUGAGGACCAAGUCUGAAGAUGGCCCUUCUGAGGCUUUGUUGAAUUUGGAAAUACUUGACAGGUUUUGGAGGCUUUCAAUGCCUGAAGGAGAAACAAGAGACCACCCAUUGGUUAACCCAUUUGGACCAAACAGUCCUAACCUUGAAAAAGUGGCAUUUGAUCCAAUCUUAGUGAUUGUGGGUGGCAAUGAGAUGUUGAAAGAUAGAGCGGAGAACUAUGCAAAGAGAUUGAAAGAGAUGGGAAAGAAAAUUGAUUAUGUUGAGUUUGAGGGUAAAGAACAUGGGUUUUUCACAAACGAUCCUUAUUCAGAGAUUUCAUUCCAAGUAUUGCAAGUUAUAAAAUGGUUUAUGCUUGAAAACUCCAACUGAGAGAAGACCAUAAGUAACAUUUUGG
This is a messenger RNA of Morus notabilis, 1014 nucleotides long. Its product is annotated as probable carboxylesterase 15. The coding region runs from base 24 to 989 and encodes 321 amino acids. Gene Ontology annotation, molecular function: hydrolase activity. NCBI's taxonomy places the organism in Eukaryota, Viridiplantae, Streptophyta, Magnoliopsida, Rosales, Moraceae. The transcript is spliced from 2 exons. The record is from RefSeq and is a predicted model, not a curated record.